Molecule: messenger RNA, 1733 nt
Organism: Tarenaya hassleriana
Lineage: Eukaryota; Viridiplantae; Streptophyta; Magnoliopsida; Brassicales; Cleomaceae
Product: glucose-1-phosphate adenylyltransferase small subunit, chloroplastic
Exons: 9
Coding region: 49-1623 (524 amino acids)
Biological process (GO): glycogen biosynthetic process
Molecular function (GO): glucose-1-phosphate adenylyltransferase activity
Source: RefSeq, a predicted model, not a curated record
AAAAAAAAAAACUCAUUGCUUCCUCUUCCACCUUCGCCUUCGACAACAAUGGCGACAAUGGCAGCGAUUGGGGCUUUGAAAAUCCCCGCUUCUUCCACUUCCUCUUUUUCUUCGAACCUGAACAGGAGAGCAGGGUGCCGUAGGAAUCUCUCGUUCUCAUCGUCUUCUCUCGCCGGCGAGAAGCUCGCCUCGCCGGAAAUCAUGGUUUCCAGUGGACGUACAGAGACCAAUAGCUGCGGAAAGAGGACUCCAACGAUCGUUUCCCCUAAAGCUGUCUCCGAUUCUCAGAACUCGCAGACGUGCCUCGAUCCUGAUGCUAGCAGGAGUGUGCUUGGAAUCAUCCUUGGAGGAGGAGCAGGGACGCGACUCUACCCUCUGACGAAGAAGAGGGCGAAACCCGCUGUUCCUCUCGGGGCGAAUUACCGUCUGAUCGAUAUUCCGGUGAGCAAUUGCUUGAACAGCAACAUUUCAAAGAUCUAUGUUCUUACGCAGUUCAAUUCCGCAUCUCUGAAUCGCCAUCUCUCACGCGCUUACGCGAGCAACAUGGGCGGAUACAAGAACGAAGGGUUCGUCGAAGUUCUCGCCGCUCAGCAAAGCCCAGAAAACCCAAAUUGGUUUCAGGGCACGGCCGAUGCAGUGAGACAGUACUUAUGGUUGUUCGAGGAACACAAUGUGUUGGAGUUUCUGGUUCUUGCCGGUGACCAUUUGUACCGGAUGGAUUACGAGAGAUUCAUCCAAGCUCAUAGAGAAACUGAUGCCGAUAUCACUGUAGCUGCUCUUCCUAUGGACGAGAAACGAGCAACUGCCUUCGGGCUGAUGAAGAUCGAUGAAGAAGGACGUAUAAUCGAAUUCGCAGAGAAACCCAAAGGAGAGCAACUGAAGGCUAUGAAGGUUGACACUACAAUCUUGGGUCUUGAUGACGAGAGAGCGAAGGAAAUGCCUUACAUUGCUAGUAUGGGUAUAUACGUUGUCAGCAAACAUGUCAUGCUGGACUUGCUUCGUGAGAAAUUCCCUGGAGCUAAUGAUUUUGGCAGUGAAGUCAUUCCUGGAGCCACCUCUUUGGGUUUGAGAGUGCAAGCUUAUCUGUAUGAUGGGUACUGGGAAGAUAUCGGGACAAUCGAGGCGUUUUACAAUGCAAAUCUAGGAAUCACCAAGAAACCAAUACCGGAUUUCAGCUUCUAUGAUCGUUCAGCUCCAAUCUACACACAGCCUCGUUAUUUACCUCCGUCCAAAAUGCUCGAUGCUGAUGUUACAGACAGUGUGAUCGGUGAAGGUUGCGUUAUCAAGAACUGUAAAAUCCACCAUUCAGUGAUCGGUCUCCGUUCUUGCAUAUCGGAGGGUGCAAUCAUAGAAGACACCUUGUUAAUGGGUGCAGACUACUACGAGACGGAUGCUGACAGGAGAUUCCUCGCUGCCAAGGGCAGUGUUCCGAUUGGUAUCGGCCGAGAUUCCCACAUCAAAAGAGCAAUCAUCGACAAGAAUGCCCGUAUCGGGGACAAUGUGAAGAUCAUCAACACCGACAAUGUGCAAGAGGCAGCAAGGGAGACAGAUGGAUACUUCAUCAAGAGCGGGAUUGUGACAGUGAUCAAGGAUGCUCUCAUUCCGAGCGGAACCGUUAUCUAAGAGACAAGACGAUUUCCCUAUCACACUUAAUGUCUUAGCAUCUAGUUCUUCCUUCCCACGACCUUCUCUUUCCAUGGCCGAUGGAAUAAAAUCUUAAUCUAUUCUCUAUA